Trichechus manatus latirostris (Florida manatee) is the source of this 3453-nucleotide messenger RNA. RefSeq names its product DNA polymerase iota (gene POLI). Bases 1192 to 3189 code for a protein of 665 amino acids. Gene Ontology annotation, biological process: translesion synthesis. Gene Ontology annotation, molecular function: DNA-directed DNA polymerase activity; damaged DNA binding. The transcript is spliced from 10 exons. NCBI's taxonomy places the organism in Eukaryota, Metazoa, Chordata, Mammalia, Sirenia, Trichechidae. The record is from RefSeq and is a predicted model, not a curated record.
UGGCUGCGGUUGGCUGGCUGGUAUUUCGCGACUGGGAUCCCCAAGAGGGAUGGCUUCGCCUCGUAAGAGUAGGGUGGGGCUUGUCAGCCUGUUAGUCGUGGGUACAUUUGUGCCUUCCUCCCCCUCCCCAUGGGGAAAAAAAUACUCGCAGCCAGGCAAACGAAAACUGAAUAGGCUCCCAGGCGGUUCAAAGUUGGAGAAGUUGAGAGCCUUGUCCCUCACGUAGCAGAGGUUGGGCCCCGGCCGCAGUCUGGGCGGGAAGGGAUGGCUUGGGGUGGCACGUUUAUAGUGUCCGUCUAAUAGGGUACCCACUUCUGCCUUCUGGGUCCUACUCUUUAUUGGCCAGCCCAGGGCCGGGAGGGAAAAAGACGGUCUCUCUGUUCCUUGUCUUUUUUUUUUUUUUUGGUAGGGGUGGGGGUAUAGUCUUAGAUUGACACAAAGUUUCAGAGAUAAAACAGAGAGUCCUGUAUACCUUUCACCCAAAUUUUCUAAUGUUAAUCUUACAUCACUGUUGUACAUUUGUCAAAACUGAGAAAUGAACAUUGGUAUAAUACUAUUAACUACAUACUUUUUUUUUCCCCCAAAUUUGACCAGUUUUUCCGCUAGUGUACUUUUUCUGUUCUGGUAUCCAAACCAGAAGAGCAUAUUGCAUUUAGCCUGCCUUGUUUUUUAACUGGUGGUAAGAGCAGGAAUCUCAUGUGUCCUCCCAAUGACAUGAGCUACGUUUUACUUAUUCAUCUACUAUAUGCCAGGCACUAUUCUAGGAACUAGGAAUAUGAGACCUAAAUAUUGAAACCCGAGUUUCUGUCUUCUGCUACUUCCAUUUGAAAUUUCUUUUUUACAUUGAAGGACAUGGCCAAUUAAAAAAUUUUAAGUUGGUGGAAAAUAAGUGAUGUUAGACUUUUCUCCCCUUUCUAGUUUGCUCUUAAAUGUUACUAUAAAUUUCCAAGUCAUAGUAUUAGCUCUUGCAUUAUGAUCAAAUUUUUUUUCCUCCAAUUUAUUGCUACCCUCAGAAAAAUGCAGUGCACAAAGAAAUGCUAAGUAAGUAAACAGGUCUGAAGAUCCUACCGUAUGAGGAUGAUGGAGUAAUCCUAAAGAAUAGCAGUUCAUCAUGAAGUGGUACCAACAGGAAGUGCUUCAUCCAGAGUCAUAGUACAUGUGGAUCUGGAUUGCUUUUAUGCACAAGUGGAAAUGAUCUCAAAUCUAGAACUAAAGGGCAAACCUUUAGGGGUUCAGCAGAAAUAUUUGGUGGUUACCUGCAACUAUGAAGCCAGGAAACUUGGAGUUAAGAAACUUAUGAGUGUCAGAGAUGCAAAAGAAAAGUGUCCACAGUUGGUAUUAGUUAAUGGAGAAGACUUGACCCGUUAUAGAGAGAUGUCAUAUAAAGUUACAGAGCUAAUGGAAGAAUUUAGUCCAGUUGUUGAGAGACUUGGAUUUGAUGAAAAUUUUGUGGAUAUAACAGAGAUGGUUGAGAAGAGACUCCAACAGCUUCAAAGUGAUGAACGUUCUUCGGUGACUGUGUCGGGUCAUGUAUACAAUGAUCAGUCUAUAAACCUUCAUGACAUCUCGCAUAUCAGGCUACUUGUUGGAUCUCAGAUUGCAGCAGAGAUGCGGGAAGCCAUAUAUAAUCAGUUGGGUCUCACUGGCUGUGCUGGAGUGGCUUCUAAUAAACUUUUGGCAAAAUUAGUUUCUGGCAUAUUUAAACCAAAUCAGCAAACGGUCUUAUUACCUGAAAGUUGUCAAGAUCUUAUUCACAGUUUGAACCACAUAAAGAAAAUGCCUGGUAUUGGCUAUAAAACUACCAAACGUCUUGAAGCACUGGGUAUCAAUAGUGUUCGUGAUCUUCAAACCUUUUCAUCCAAAAUAUUAGAAAAGGAAUUUGGAAUUUCAGUUGCUCAGCGUAUCCAGAAGCUCAGUUUUGGAGAGGAUAACUCUCCUGUCACACCCUCAGGACCACCUCAGUCCUUUAGUGAAGAAGAUUCAUUUAAAAAGUGUUCAUCAGAAGCUGAAGCCAAAAAGAAGAUUGCAGAACUACUUGCUAGUCUUUUGAACAGAGUAUGCCAAGAUGGAAGGAAGCCACAUACAGUAAGGUUAAUAAUCCGUCGGUAUUCAUCUGAGAAGCACUAUAGUCGUGAAAGUCGUCAGUGCCCUAUUCCAUCCCAUGUAAUUCAGAAGCUAGGGACAGGAAACUAUGAUGUGAUGACCCCAAUGGUUGAUAUACUUAUGAAACUUUUUCGAAAUAUGGUGAAUGUAAAGAUGCCAUUUCACCUUACCCUUCUAAGUGUGUGCUUCUGCAAUCUUAAAGCACUAAAUACUGCUAAGAAAGGACCUAUUGACUAUUAUUUAACACCGUCAUUAUCAACAACUAAAUGCUCUGGCAAGCGCAGUCUUAAAAUGAAGGACACUCACAUGGAAGAUUUUUCAAAAGACAAGGAAACAAACUGCGAUUUUCUACCUAGUGGAAGAAUUGAAAGUACAAGAAAUGGGAAGUCUCCAGUAAACAAUACUGAUUUUUCUAAAGAAAAAGGUAUAAAUGACUUCCCACUCUAUUCAUUUCCUGAGGGUAUUGACCAAGAAGUUUUUAAGCAUCUUCCAGUAGAUAUUCAAGAAGAAAUCCUUUCUUCAAAAUCCAGAGAAAAAUUUCAAGGGAAAGGAAGUUUGAGUUCUCCAUUACAUGCUUCUGGAGGAGUAUUUUCUUUCUUUUCUACAAAACAAAUGCAAGAUAGUCCCUCGAAUCCUACAGAUCAAUUAUCCAGUAGCAAACAAGUGUCCUCUGUCUCUCCCUGUGAACCGGGAACAUCAGGCUUAAAUAGCAGUAGUUCCUCUUAUGUGUCUAUCCAAAAGGAUUACGAAGAUGAACGAAUGAGUCAAGGACCUAAAGAAUCUCAAGGAUUCCACUUUUCAAAUACCACCCCUACUAUAUCUGUUUUCCAUUCGUUUCCAGAUUUGCAAAGUGAGCAACUUUUUUCCAAAAACCAUACUACUGAUAGCCAUAAGCAACCCUCAGCAAUAGCCUCUCAUCACGAAGGAUUUACAGAAAAUAGACAGCAAAAUUCUGCUGAGGAGAAAAUUACCUUUCCUUCCGAUAUUGAUCCUGAAGUUUUCUAUGAACUACCAGAAGAAGUGCAAAAAGAACUGUUGGCUGAGUGGAAGACAACAGGAUCCUAUUUCCAACUUGUACAUAAAUAGGCAUGUUUAGGAAAAAGAAAGGUCUAAAAAGCAAGGGAAGUGCCAUUCUUAGAUUAGCAGUUUGUUAACUCCUAUAAAUUAAACAUUAAUAGCUAUUCAGUAAGGUAAAAAUCUAGUGUAAAAUGUUCCAGAUAAGGCAAGAAUUGUUUCAGGAAGUAAAUUCCUGUGCAAAGCAUAAGAAUAUAACAGAAGAAGUGAUGUAAAAUAUUCUUAUUUCUAAAGCUAUUUUUUACUGCUUUUCAAUAAAAAGAAUAUCAUGGUCAA